CCGAGUCAUUCGGUGCUCUUUCUCGAGGUAUUUUACGUACAAGUGUCCUAUCAAGAGUGUUCCAACAAUUUUCCUCGUUAUGUGAACGCUAUUCGUAUACGUACAUGAACGUAUAUACACUAGCGCGUGCGCGCAAACGUGCACUUUCUUUAAGUUUUAACACGUUGUUACAUAUUUAUUUUGCAUAUUUCUUGUACGUGACUUUGGUCCUCUGAACAUCGUGAAAAAUAGAUGUGCACGUACGUGAAUUUUACAAACUUAUUCGCUACGCCUAGGAUCGGAAGAUUUAAAGUGACGUCAAAGAGGAUGCAAAUUUCUAUUCUUUGCAAAUUUUCAUUCUCAUUUUGAUCUAUCUACAACGAAUUGAAUGAGUUUCGUGCAAUGGCAAAUUCAACAUCGAUCGAGUUAGUGGCAUACAAGAAUAAAAUCAAAGAUUUGAGAAUGACGCAGGAAAUAAAGACGACGAUGUAUAUCGCGCUUAAGACGAGUCGUUUGUAGCUUUUGUACUUUUAUCUUGAAACUGGAACGCGUCGAUAGAAUUUGACUAAAUGUCGACGAAGGCAGAAGGACCAUCAUCUCCAAGACAAUUCUUCGCGCGAAUUUAUGGACACCUCGAAGCGAAAAAGGUCGAUGAUACCGAUAAUGAUCACGAAGAAACACCUAAACCGAAAUCAAGUUUCGACUUUACUUCGAAUAUACUUCUAUACAACAGAAACACGUUAGAUGCGGACAAUUCGUGCAAUUCUUCGAACGAUGAUGUUAUACAAGUAAUGGGCAUAAAAGAAAGAUCCACGGAACGAGGCGGGAAACAGAAUAGCAAUGAAACGAACGCGUUAACGAAUGACAAGGAGAAGAACUCGAAUUUCUUUAAUUUAAGAUUACCAUUGUUUCACGAACUUCAUCAAUCCGGACCUACUAAUAAUCCUGUAUUUUUAUCUCAAGUUGCAUAUCCGUCUGCGCUUCCGCCGCAUUUUCAUAAUUUACCAUAUUUCCCAACUUCCGAACACCAUUUGCAAGGAUUCUCAGCUUUCUUAGCUCGGAAAAGGAGGAAAGAGGGACGACCACGAAGGCAAAGGACCACUUUCAGCGGGGAACAAACAUUGAGAUUGGAAGUUGAAUAUCGUAGAGGGGAAUAUAUUUCUAGAGGACGAAGAUUUGAGCUUGCUACAUCUUUACAUCUUACAGAAACGCAGAUAAAAAUUUGGUUCCAAAAUCGUCGUGCAAAAGAUAAAAGGAUAGAGAAGGCGCAACUUGAUCAAUAUUAUCGAAACUUCGCAAUUUCCAGUGGAAUGAUAAAUUUGCCAAUUUAUGGUAGAAGUGGAUUCUGUGAAUUCUGUUUUUAUAAAAAGACUUUUGGAUCUGCAAGCAGUCACUCCUGUACUUCGACGAGUCCUGUUACCGGAACUUUUACAAAACCGCAAUGUAAUGAAAGUGAAAUAUCAGAUAGUAGAUCAAAUGUACUAUUUUCUGUUUGAAGUUCGAAAAACUAAAUUUUCUACUACAAGCUAUUAACAAAUAUGUAUUAAGCUUCAAUAGAACUUAUUAUAUUUGUGUUUUAUAAAUAAGUUACAUUAAAUAAUUGUAACGAUUUUAAGAAUUAAUGCAUUAUUUUGUGCAAAUCCGAUAUUAAACUUAAUAUUUUAAAUUUAAAACAAUUGCAAUCCAUUGUAAAAAGAUUAGUAGCAAAUAUGCUAAAAAAUUUGCAAAAAUAGAAAAUCCUAGUAUUGUUAAAGAAUUUUAACAAUUCAGAUAUAAAUUAAUAUACAGUAAUAAAAUGUGUAUAAUACAAGCGAUUUAACAGAUAACAAUAUAUUAAUUCAAAUAAUCUUUAAAUGCGUUGAAUUGCACAUUAAAAUACUAUCUUUUUAUACAUAUACUGGCGACAUAUAGCAUAUUGCUACGUAUUAUUAAAUGGUCAUUUAAAAUGUAACUGUAAUUUGUAACAAUAAAUAAUAGUAAUACAAACAAUUACAAAUUGUAAUAUUUUCUCAUUAUUUCA
Molecule: messenger RNA, 1999 nt
Organism: Bombus terrestris (buff-tailed bumblebee)
Lineage: Eukaryota; Metazoa; Arthropoda; Insecta; Hymenoptera; Apidae
Gene: ro
Product: homeobox protein rough
Exons: 4
Coding region: 549-1475 (308 amino acids)
Biological process (GO): regulation of DNA-templated transcription
Molecular function (GO): DNA-binding transcription factor activity, RNA polymerase II-specific; DNA binding
Source: RefSeq, a predicted model, not a curated record